GGUGGUUACUGCAUGGUUAGGUCGUACUAUGUGUUCAUUGUUCAUAUUUCAUAUAGGUUGUCACUUGACACUUGUCUUGUCUUGUCUUGUUGUCGAACAGCUGCUUUGAUAUCAAAGUCUGUUGGUAUAAUAAUUAUAAUAAUAGUAAUAGUACUGUAAUAGGAUAAUGACACUAAUAAAUAAUAACAAUGGCCAUGACAUGUUGACAAUAAUGUCACACGUCAACAGGAUUGUAAUAAACAAUAAUCAAUAAUGUGUACCAGUAUCCUGUAUUCAUAUCUGUGUAAGUGUAACGUUCCAACCAAGGCCGAAUACGGGUCAUAGUAAAUUAAUUAUGGUGGGUCCCCCGCCACCGCCUUUUAUUUGGCUAGCCUAUGUCUUCGAACUGCCUCGUUUAAUGGUGUAUGUACUAGGUAAUCUUAGUUAAAUCAACCGUUCGAUGGAAGGUAUAGAUGUGGAGUUUACAGAUGUGUCCCUAACGGUCAACGUGUGGGACCCUCUGGCGACGAAGACGUUAAGGCCAGAAAAAAAAACUGUUUUAAACAAUGUCAGUGGCUCAUUCCAUAAAAAUCAAGUAGGGGCUAUACUUGGAUGUUCUGGAUCUGGAAAAUCAACUCUUAUGAAUAUUUUAUCUGGUUACAUGUCAAGUGGUUAUCAAGGAGCAGUAACUUUAAAUGGAGUAAAGCGAGAUCUGCUAUCAUUUAGGAAUGUUUCAAGCUAUAUCAUGCAAGAGGAUAGCUUGCAAUUAUAUUUAACUGUUCAAGAAUCUAUGGAAAUUGCCAUGAAGCUUAAACAUUCAAUCUCUAAAUUAGAUGUUCAAAAAAGAAUCUCAAUAGACAAUUUACUUCAUAAUUUACUUUUACAUGACAAACGAGACUCAUUGGUUUAUAAUUUAUCUGGUGGCGAAUGUAGGAGACUGACCAUUGCUUUAGAAUUAGUUCGCAGCCCAAAAGUGAUGUUUUUUGACGAGCCCACAACAGGACUAGAUAUAGUAUCUGCAAAUAAUGUUGUUAAGAUCAUGAGAAAAUUGGCUGACUCUGGAAAAACCAUAAUAUGCACUAUACAUCAAGCUUCAGCUUCUCAUUUGACAAAUUUUGACACGGUUUAUGUACUUACACCUUCAGGACAAUGCAUGUAUAAUGGAAAAUCAUCACAAAUAAUUGAUUAUUUUUCUCAACUCGGAUAUCAAUGUCCUCCAUAUCACAAUCCUGCUGAUUAUGUGAUUGAAUUGAGUUUGGGCGAAUAUGGAAUACCUGUUAAUACAAUGAUUGAGCUUGCUGGAGAACAAAACAAGAACAACCGACACAUAAUUGACCAAAAUGUUAACUGUGUACCUGUAAUUUAUAGUCGUGAAUAUUCUUCAAAUUAUUUUCCUGAGCUUUGUAUACUUAUCCACAGAACUUUACUAACUACUUUUAGAGAUCAUUUUCUAGUUAAAGUAAGACUUUUUGUCCACUUCUUGCUGGGGAGCAUGUUUGGAAUUGUGUACAUUGGACUUGGAAAGAGUGCUAUGCACGUACGUGACAAUGCAGUAUUACUAUUUUUCUGUGUAAUGUUUAUGACUUACAUAGCAGCGUUUACCAUGUCUAUAAAAUUUCCUUUAGAGCUGUCAGUGAUGAGAAAAGAAUAUUUUAACAGAUGGUAUUCAUUAAGUUCUUAUUACAUUUCUGUCACACUUGUGGAUUUACCAGUACAAAUUUUUUGUACCUUUUUGUUUUGUUCAUUAAUAUACUUGUUAUCUGGUCAACCUUUUAUACUCUUUAGGAUUUCAAUGUUUCUUUUGAUAUUUAUUGUAACCGGACUUAUGUCACAAGCAAUUGGAAUGCUUGUCAGUACUCUAUGUAAAGGAUUUGUUAUUAAUACUGUUGUUGUUGCAUUGAUAUUAAUGUUUUGGACCACUUAUGCAGGUGGCAUGAUAAGAAUAUCAGAUACUCCUAAAGUAUAUCGAUGGUUAUACGAUGUAUCAUUUAUGAAACAUUCUGUGCAAGGUGUUCUACACGCAGUUUAUGGUUAUGAUCGCUCUGUAUUGCCUUGUCCAGUUAUGUUUUGUCCAUUUGGUUCACCAAAAGUAAUGCUUAAAACAAUUGAUAUGGGUGAAAAUUUGUACUGGAUAAACGUCAGCUUUAUCACUAGUAUUUAUGUUGUAUUAAAAGUAUGUGCUUUUAUUGCCCUAAAGUAUAAGUUGUCUUCUACUUAAAUCAAAUGCCAAUCAAAAGAAAUAAUUUCUAAUGGAAUAUGAGAUCUGAAAAUUCAACAUGAUUCAAUAUUAGUAAACAUUUUUGAUUUUAAAAGUUUGAUGAAUAUUUCAUUUAACUUUCAUUUUUAAAAUUUAAUUUUACUAUCAAUAGAUUAAUAAUUAUACAUAUACUCUGUCUAAUGAUUGAACAUACUAAUUCUGUGUAUCUCCACGCGACAUCCUGCCAAUGUGAAACCGGUCGCAAUGGAAGGGUGUUAUGGACAGAAUAAUCUGUUUUAAUCAGGCUUUAAUAUUGUGUUCUCUUGUUGUACAGAGUAUAUAUAUAUAUAUAAUAUAUUGUACUUUUGUUAUGUAAUAAUUGAUUGACCUUAUCCUAAUAGAUGAGAAUAAGAAUUUUUACAAGACUAAGUACCGAUAUGACCAUGAAUAACUAUACUCUAUUCAAAAUGGGAUCCUGACUCGGUGGCCAACUUGUGCUCAUGGGCGUGGCUUUACUACACAGCAGGCGUACAGAUAGUAAGUUGACAAACAGGUGUUGUCUGACCCUCGCUCGACAAAAACUGGUCACUGCCGAGUCACAAUCUCAUUUUGAACAGAGUAUAUAAUAUUUAAAUAGUUGACUAUUUGAGUUAUAAUAUCAUAUUUAACAAUUACCAGACAAUAUAAUUUUAAAGUAAUAUUUGAGGUUUAAGGCAUUCUUUUGUAACUUAUUAUAAUAUUGUAUUGUAGUGUAAUAUAUCAUUUUUUUAUAAUUCA
This is a messenger RNA of Rhopalosiphum padi (bird cherry-oat aphid), 2953 nucleotides long. Its product is annotated as ATP-binding cassette sub-family G member 1-like. Gene Ontology annotation, molecular function: ABC-type transporter activity; ATP binding; ATP hydrolysis activity. NCBI's taxonomy places the organism in Eukaryota, Metazoa, Arthropoda, Insecta, Hemiptera, Aphididae. The transcript is spliced from 14 exons. Bases 440 to 2197 code for a protein of 585 amino acids. Gene Ontology annotation, cellular component: plasma membrane. The record is from RefSeq and is a predicted model, not a curated record.